Molecule: messenger RNA, 915 nt
Organism: Vollenhovia emeryi
Lineage: Eukaryota; Metazoa; Arthropoda; Insecta; Hymenoptera; Formicidae
Exons: 1
Coding region: 1-915 (304 amino acids)
Biological process (GO): DNA integration
Molecular function (GO): nucleic acid binding
Source: RefSeq, a predicted model, not a curated record
AUGCUUCGCACCUCUAGGGGCCGCGGCCAUAAGGCUCACAAGGCCUUCUUUGUGGUCUUUGUUUGUUUAGGCACCAAGGCCGUCCAUUUGGAAGUGGCCUCCGACUACACCGCAGCUGGAUUCCUGGCGGCAUUCAGACGAUUUGUCUCCCGGAGAGGCCUCUGUCAGACACUGUACUCGGACUGCGGCACAAACUUCGUGGGUGCCGACUCGCAGUUACGAGCGCUCUUCCGGGCGAGCACCUCCGAGGGGCGUCAGAUUGGAGCGGCACUGGCUGCUGAGAGAGUGACUUGGCGAUUCAAUCCGCCCUCGGCCCCAUACUUCGGUGGAAUCUGGGAGGCGGCAGUCAAGUCGCUCAAGCAUCAUCUCCGACGAGUAGUGGGAGAUGCUACACUUACCUUUGAGGAGAUGACUACCCUCCUCGCACAAAUAGAGGCGUGCCUCAACUCACGUCCGCUCUGGGCCUUGACCGACGAUCCCGACGACAUAACAGCUUUAACUCCGGGUCAUUUUCUCGUAGGAACAUCGCUGCUCACUAUCCCGGAACCCGCGCCUUUGCAAUCAGGAGACCAUCAAUUGUCACGGUGGCCGAUGGUGCAGCGGAUGCGGAGUCACUUUUGGAAUCGAUGGGCCGCGGAGUACCUGCAUUCGCUGAACCACAGGCCGAAAUGGUGGAGAACCAGCUCAGAAUUCUCGCCAGGGAGACUGUGUCUGGUGCGAAAUGAAUGCACCCCGCCUUCCCGGUGGCCGCUGGCGCGAAUCGUUCGAGUGCAUCCCGGUAGUGACGGACACGUCAGAGUGGCUACGGUGAAGACAGCCAGCACUGAAUUAAGGAGACCAAUUGUCAAACUCGUUCUCCUCCCGCGUGCGGCCGAACCAGGCGUCGCCUGCACGCCGAGCGAUUCACCGUCAUGA